UUCAAAGCUCAUAAAGUCUAUUGAUCUACUUUGAAGUUGUGAGUGUGUAAUGAUCUUUCCUGUUUUCUUACAUUACACUUCACUCUUUGUCUCAUUAGGUCUUUCAGUUAGCAAGUCUUUUGGCGGGAAUAGGACCCCACCAAAUUAAAAACAAAACCAUCUUUCUCAUAAAUACAACAACCUCCAUUUCCUUCUUCUCUCACUCACUCCCUCACUGCAAAGUGCCAUAACCAGUUCCUUGAAACGGUGUCGUAUCAAUGAUGCUCUAUCUCUUUGCUUUCUUCCCUCUCUGUUUUCACUUUCUCUUCAGCUUCGCACUUUCUCUCUCCUCCGACGGCCUCGCACUUCUCUCUCUAAAAUCCGCCGUCGACCAACCCACCGCCGGCGGCGCAUUCGCCGACUGGAACGACGGCGAGCCUACGCCGUGCGCCUGGUCGGGAAUCUCCUGUGCGAACAUCUCCGGCCAGACUGAGCCGCGCGUCGUCGGAAUCGCCCUCGCCGGGAGGUCGCUACGAGGUUACCUUCCGUCGGAGCUCGGUACCCUCCGCUACCUCCGCCGUCUCAAUCUCCAUGACAAUGAGUUCUACGGUGUUGUUCCCGUGCAGCUCUUCAAUGCCACUGCACUUCACAGCAUCUUCCUCCACCGGAACAAUCUCUCUGGUCCUCUCUCCCCCUCCGUCUGCAAUGUCCCCCGCCUCCAAAACCUCGACCUCUCUGACAAUUCAUUUUCCGGCAGCAUCCCAGACGCCCUCAAGAACUGCAAGCCGCUCCAGCGGCUGAUUCUCGCCCGGAACAAAUUCUCCGGCGAGAUUCCCACCGGCGUGUGGCCGGACCUCGAGAACCUCGUUCAGCUCGACCUCUCCGGCAACGACCUCGAGGGUUCAAUCCCGGAGGAAAUCGGCGACCUCGGUUCACUCACCGGCACACUGAACCUCUCGUUCAACCACCUCUCCGGCGGUGUUCCGAAGUCUCUCGGGAAAUUGCCGGCCACCGUGAGCUUUGACCUGAGAAACAACAACCUUAGCGGCGAGAUUCCCCAAACGGGGUCGUUUUCAAACCAGGGCCCAACCGCAUUCCUUGGCAACCCUAACCUGUGCGGGUUUCCUUUAAGAAAACCCUGCUCUGGUUCGGACCGGGGCUCGGUGGGCCCCAGCUCAUCUUCGCGUGAGCCGGUUCACCGGGACAAAGGGCUGAGCCCCGGUUUGAUUAUUUUGAUCUCAGUGGCUGAUGCUGCUGGGGUUGCUCUUGUUGGGCUUGUGGUUGUGUAUGUUUAUUGGAAAAAUAAAGAUGAUUCCAAUGGGUGCAGCUGCACUGGGAAGAGAAAGUUCGGUGUGAAUGGUGAUGAUGAUAACGAGAAAGCGAAUGCGUGUGCAUUCCCGUGUAUUGGCGGUUCGAAGAAUGAUGAAGAUGAUGAUGAGAUUGAAGUAGGGGAAGGGAAAGGGGAAGGAGAAUUGGUGACAAUUGAUAAAGGUUUCAGCUUUGAACUUGAUGAGCUUUUGAGGGCUUCAGCUUAUGUGUUAGGGAAGAGUGGGUUGGGGAUUGUGUACAAGGUGGUGUUGGCAAAUGGGGUGCCUGUGGCUGUGAGGAGGCUUGGGGAGGGUGGAGAACAGAGGUACAAGGAGUUCGCGGCGGAGGUGCAGGCCAUUGGGAAGGUGAAGCACCCUAACAUUGUGAGGUUGAGAGCUUACUAUUGGGCCCAUGAUGAGAAGCUUCUCAUCAGUGAUUUCAUCUCCAAUGGCAACUUGACCAAUGCGCUUCGAGGUAGAAAUGGCCAACCAUCUCCAAAUCUUUCAUGGUCCACCAGGCUGAAAAUCGCGAAAGGAACGGCCAGGGGCUUGGCUUAUCUCCAUGAAUGCAGUCCAAGAAAGUUUGUCCAUGGCGACAUCAAACCCUCCAACAUCCUUCUCGAGGCCGACUUUCACCCAUACAUUUCUGAUUUCGGCCUUAACCGGCUGAUCAGCAUCACUGGCAACAACCCCUCGACCGGCGGCUUCAUGGGAGGAGCACUUCCUUACAUGAACAAGUACUCAUCACAGAAGGAGAGAACCGACAACAAUUACAAGGCCCCCGAGGCUCGUGUCCCCGGCUGCAGACCCACCCAGAAAUGGGACGUGUAUUCAUUCGGAGUCGUGUUGCUUGAACUGCUAACUGGGAAAUCACCAGAAUCAUCAUCUCCAACCACAUCAUCAACUUCUGUGGAAGUUCAUGACUUGGUAAGGUGGGUGAGAAGUGGGUUUGAUCAAGAAAGCCCGUUAUCUGAGAUGGUUGAUCCUUCUCUGCUACAAGAAGUGCGUGUUAAGAAAGAGGUUCUUGCUGUGUUUCAUGUAGCUCUUGCUUGCACUGAGGGAGAUCCUGAGGUCAGGCCUAGAAUGAAAACUGUCUCUGAAAAUCUUGAAAGGAUUGGAAAUUGAUAUUAUGCUAGCCUCAGACUGGAAUUACUCUGAUACAGAGGAAAAAUCCACUUCAAUCUCACAAUGGAUUGGUCUGAGAAGAUUUUAUAGAUGUGGGGCUGCAAAUCCUUUCCAUUUAGCCCCUUCACUUUUGUUUAGAAAGCAAGCAAUUUUUGGAGAGAUGUAAUUAUCACGUUCUUACUUCAUUCCAUCCUCAUAUUAUUCUUUUGGAGAAAAUAUAAGU
Lotus japonicus is the source of this 2634-nucleotide messenger RNA. Its product is annotated as receptor protein kinase-like protein ZAR1. The record is from RefSeq and is a predicted model, not a curated record. Gene Ontology annotation, biological process: protein phosphorylation. Bases 258 to 2411 code for a protein of 717 amino acids. Gene Ontology annotation, molecular function: protein binding; ATP binding; protein kinase activity. Lineage: Eukaryota; Viridiplantae; Streptophyta; Magnoliopsida; Fabales; Fabaceae. The transcript has 2 exons.